This is a messenger RNA of Balaenoptera acutorostrata (minke whale), 3879 nucleotides long. RefSeq names its product maestro heat-like repeat family member 5. Lineage: Eukaryota; Metazoa; Chordata; Mammalia; Artiodactyla; Balaenopteridae. The record is from RefSeq and is a predicted model, not a curated record. Gene Ontology annotation, cellular component: cytoplasm.
AUGACGUUGAAGCUGAGGAGCUGGCAGCACCCCAACAGGGACGGGCAGCAUUCAGAAAAGCCACACAGCCACACCAUGGCCGACAGGACCUCCUCAGCCAGGUCCCAGAACCCCAGAAUCUCCUCCCACAUCUCUGAAUCCACGAAGAACCAGUCUUACAUAAACGUGCCUCAGGAUUCUGCCCGCGGGGACAGACGGAUACGCCCCACCACCAUCCUGCUCUGCAAGUCACAGAGCGGCCAGGCCACCCGGGUGCCCAAGGAGCACAAGACACUCAUGGAGGAAGCCUACAGCGCAGCCAUCUGCUUCAAGAUGCUCCGGGACCUGAACAGUUCAGACCCCCUCCACCUGAAGUACAUCAUCAAGAAAAUCAAGAACGUGGCUCACGGGGACCCCAACCUGGUGCUGGAAACCAUCCGUGACUACUUUGUAGACAACCUGGAGAUCUCCGCCUGGCACAACUUCCGGCUCUUCCACGUCCUGGACGCUGUCAUUGGAGCCAGUGAGUCCCCGGAGGAGACCUGGGAGAAGACCUUCAUGCAGCUGGCCCUGGAGAACAUGACCAAGACCACGGAGCUGGAGGAGGCCCACCGGGACGCGGCCAGCAACGUGCUGGUGGCCAUCUGCAGGCACGUGUGGCGGCUGGUGGCCCAGCACCUGGAGACCGAGGUCCUGUCGGGCGUCUUCCCGCCCCGCAGCCUCCUCUACGUGAUGGGCGUCCUGACCUCUAACGCACUUCGACAACAGGCCUGGACAGAAUCGGAACGCAGCGAGGAGGCCCAGGAGGCAGGCCUGCCCUGCCACGUGGGCCUCUCCCCGGAUCACCGGCAGACGGGGGCCAAGCUCGCAGAGGCUAUGGCCGUCAAGUCAGUCCAGUUUCUGAACACAGAAAUGUGGUCCAAGGAGCUGCUGGGGGUACUCACCAAGCCCGACCGGACACAUCAGGAGCAACCCCUGGAGAAGGCCUUCCUGCUCAUCUACUCUGGGCUGAUCCUUCAAGCCGAGGAGAACAGCACCAUGGUCAGGACACACCUGAGAACCCUCCUGGCAACGUCCCACCAGUGGCCCAAGCAGAGAGAGGGGAGGACCCACCCUGACCCUGGUCACACCCUCAGCCCUGACCCUGGUCCCGCGCUGAGCCCUGACCCUGGUCACACUCUCAGCCCUGACCCUGGUCACACCCUCAGCCCUGACCCCGGGCAUCGCUCUCACCGUGGGGCUGCUGUGGCCCGCCACCUGGACCACAUCUGGGCCGUCCUGGAGCAGUUUGGCCGGAGCACGCCCGUCAAGUGGAGACUGCACAGCUUCUCCCCGAAGGACGAAACCCCAAAGCAGAGCUUCCUCAUGGCCAUCCUCAUGCUGGUGGGGGCUGUCAGCCGCAACGAGGGCACCCAAAGCUGCGAGCUCUCCCAGGUCUCUGAGCUCUUCGAGUGUCUGAUGCUUCUGAUGGAGAAGGAGCCCCAGGACAUGCUGUGCACGUCAACUCGCCAACAGGCCAUCCACAUCAUCUCCAGCCUCUGCAAGAUGAGGCCGCCCCUGGCCUUGGAGAAGAGAUCUCGGCUUCUGCCCAUCAGCCUCCGCAGCGUGUUGUCCUUGCCGCAGCUGGAAGUCCUGGAGAAACACACCUGCCUCUUUCUGGAGCCGCGCAGCACACAGGUCUGGCCCCUCGGGAGGCCUCAGGCCUCCCUUCAUCCCACUGGGGCUUGGCCACCACCUGAGCUGCUCCACGUCCCUGCGCAGAUCCUCUGCAACAAGACCUCGGAGGCCCUGGACCAGAUGCUGCAGAGCUUCAUCGUGCAGAACCCCACGGCCGACGAGCUGCACUUCCUGCUGUCGCACAUGUACGUCUGGCUGGCGUCAGAGAAGGCACAGGAGCGGCAGCGGGCUGUACACAGCUGCAUGGCCCUCCUCAAAUUCCUGAGACACAACCUCUACCUGGACCCAAAAGAGGACUUCAAACGGAUUGGGCAGCUGGUGGGCAUGCUGGGGAUCCUGUGCCAGGACCCAGACAAGGCCACCCAGUGCUCCAGCCUGGAAGGGGUGGGCCAUCUCUACAAGCUCCUGAUGCACCACAGAGCAGGGGAAGCCUCGCAGGUGCAAGCACCGCCCCCCGAGCAGCUUUCCCAGGCCGGCGCGGAUGGAGCCCCACUCUGGAGCGGCGGGGACCGGAAGGCCCCCCCCCCCAGCCCCCGGGAGAAGGCACUCUCGAAGGACCGCGUCUUCCAGCCCAGCAGCUCCCAAGUCAUCAAGGAGAUCAUGAAGCAUCUCACGAUGGCAGAGCUGCCCAACCUCAUCUGGACGGCUGCGGACAGCCUGGGCUCCACCAGCCCCUUCCGCGGGCAGGCGGCCGCCGACACGCUGCUCACCGUCAUCCAGGAGCACAGGGCCAAGCUGGAGACCGUGACGGGCCAUGCCGUCCGUCUGUGGAGGGCCCUGGGGGCCAAGCGGCUGAGCUGCCUGGUGCUGGCCGAGCUGCUGGCCUGGGCGCUAGAGCGGCCCCUACCCACCAGGACCAGUGACAGCAGCCCCCGGACCACGGAGAAGGCCUACCUGCGCUCCAUGGCCGCCAUGAACACGCUGCAUGAGCUGCAGUUCGCCCCAGAGUUCAAGAAGGCCGUGCAGGAGGCCUACCCCAAGCUCUUCCUGGCCCUCCUCACCCAGAUGCACUACAUCUUGGAGCUGAACCUGCCCAAGGAGCCCCAGCCCGGCCAGGAGACCCAGGAGGCAGCCGUGCCCAGCGCCCGGAGCUGUCACAUGUCGCUGGGGGCACUGCAGGGCCUGCUGCCCGCCGCCAGACACUGGCAGGACUUCGCCCACCUGGAGCUGCAGGGAGCCUGGGGCCUCUUCGCCACCACCCACACCGACCCGCAGGGCGUGGGCCUCCUUGCCAGGGCCACGGUGCAGAACCGCUGCAAGCAAGUCAAGGCGCUGAAUCAGCUGCUACCCCACCUGCGGAGCCAGGAGGAGCGGGGGAGGAAGGCAGCCAUCACCAUCCUCACGGGGUUCCUCUACAGCCCUGCCCUGCUGGAGGUGCUCCCCAAACAGGCCGCCCUGACCAUGCUGGCCCGAAGCCUCAGGGACCCCAGCCCCGAGGUCCGCGUGCUGAGCCUGCAGGGCCUGGGAAACAUCCUCUUCCACCCAGAGAAGGGACACCUGCUCCGUGGACUGCCGCCGCCCUUCCUCGAUGGCUUCUUCCACAGCAGCGAGCCGGUGGUGGUGCGCGUCAUGGGCACCGUGUCGGACGUGCUGCACCGCCCGGGCGCACACAGCACAGAGGCCCAAAGCCUUGGCAUCACCAUCAACACCCGCUCCUUCUCCGACGACGAGUGGGAUGGAAUCCGGGCAGCGGCCAUGGCACUGUCUGGGGAGCUGGUGGCGUCAAUGACAGGCAGAAAGCUAAGUGGCCUGAGAACCCAGGUGCACCAGAGCAUGGUGGCCCUGCUCCUGCACCUGAAGGACAGCUGCCGGGCCGUCGUCACGCAGGCCAAGCUCGGCUUCCACCGCGGCUCAGUGCUGCUCCGAUGGCGGCGGCGGCGCACCCUCUCCUGCACGCCGGCCUGGGAGGCGAGCCUCAGCACCCGCCACGUCCUCUGGAGCCGCCUGAUGAGCCACAGCCAGGAGGGUCUCAGCAUCCACUUGGCACAGGCCCCCAGCUACCUGCACAGCCGCCGUCGUCACAUCAAGACCUGGGCGGCGCUCUUCAUGGGUUAUACCACCUGCCACCACCCCCAGGCUGUGUCCCAGAUGGUCAAGGACAUGGACACGAAGCUGCUGUUCUGCACUUUUGAGGAUCUUAAGAAUGACCCAGAGCCCAGCAUCCAAGAACGUGCCACCAGGCAGUCCUCCUUCCUUCAGCAGAUGGCAGCCAGACCGCGGUGA